CGAACAUCGAAACAAAGUCUUGUUAAUUUAACGCUAGCCAUUAUUUCAUUACAACAAUUAACAUUCAAUAAAGUAGACUUAAAAGAAAACUUUACUUACUUUGUAGAAAAAUUUUUAAUUCUAUAUGAAAAAAUGUCGAAAUAUUUAUUUUUGUUACUGACAAUCGGACUUUUCGCUGCAACUGUCUUUGGCCAUAAUGAAGAAGAGGAAGUAAAUGAAAAAGAUAGCGCAAAAGCUGAAGAUGAAAUGGAGGAGGCAGUAAAAGACGAAAAAGUUGAAGCCAACGAAGAGGAAGAGAAAGAAGAAGUAUCUGAAAUGCCAAUGGAGUCAUCCAUGCCAUCUGAUGAGAUGAAUCCCAAGGAACAACAGCCU
Cotesia congregata is the source of this 372-nucleotide messenger RNA. Lineage: Eukaryota; Metazoa; Arthropoda; Insecta; Hymenoptera; Braconidae. The record is from the annotation of a GenBank genome assembly.